Molecule: messenger RNA, 1860 nt
Organism: Sinocyclocheilus grahami
Lineage: Eukaryota; Metazoa; Chordata; Actinopteri; Cypriniformes; Cyprinidae
Product: mannosyl-oligosaccharide 1,2-alpha-mannosidase IB-like
Exons: 4
Coding region: 983-1570 (195 amino acids)
Source: RefSeq, a predicted model, not a curated record
CUGACUGGAUGUUGGAGGACUGAGAGGAGGAGUAGCUGUUGCAGUAACAACAUCCUGGAUAUUGGAGCCUGGCGGCGCACACGGCUACAGAAAUAAAGGAGGAACGAAGACGAAAGGGAGGCGGCGGUGGUAAUCUCAAACGCUUUAGGGUAUAGAAGCAGGGGCAUGAACGUGAACUUGGCUACUUUCAGGCAUUAAUUGUGGAUUUAUGCUCUAUGGCGCCGCUUUAUCCCGAGGCACCGACAAGGUGAUGCAGCAGCGGCAGGACGGGAUCAGUCCGCUACACGGCUGCCUGCUGAAUGCCUUUACUGGAGGAAAAAGGCGCAGCACACGUCCAGCGCAGGCCGGCUUGAUCUUUUAUUAAAAUUGGACAGUAUGUAGAGAGGAUCACCCAGCAGCUGGGAAACACCCGUGGUUAACUUUCAUUAUUGAAUCGGCUCUCGAUAUCGCCCUCCAGAGACGCUGCCACGGCAUCAAGCGGAUCAGGCCUGUGCUGAACCACCGUGUGCGCAUCGCGGUAUUUACCGUUGAAAGCGCGCAAAUGUGACGGGAACUUUUAUCGUUAACACGCUUAACGAAAGCACCUAGUGCUGUAACAUUGUGUUUACUAUCCGCCUGGCCAGUUUUCUUUAUGUUUACAUAGGUUGCGAUACUGUUUUGUCUUAUCAAACUGUUUUCCCUUAUCGAUAACCGAUCAUUGUAUUGCUAGUUUAAGAUAAACAAUACGCCUAACCGGCGGUGAGGGUGGACUCGUGAAGAUAACGUCUUGCCCCAGAGAAGCUUUCGGAUCAAAGUGAGAUUCAUGGAUCAGAAUGAUAAAAAGACCCUCACGAACAAGUGGAAACAGUUGUGAUCUACAGGACAACUCAAUUUCUAAGAGAUAAGCAGACAUUUGGCAGUAAAGCUCCGCAAUGAGAUAGUGGGGCUUACACAAAAACGACCUUGACACUUAUCCCACCAUAUUUCAGUUCAUCAUCAAAAUAUGACCACGCCAGCUCUAUUGCCAUUAUCGGGACGUAGGAUACCUACCCUCUCGCCAGGUGCCUCCUCAUUCCCCCAUCACAGGGCCACCUUACGGCUAUCAGAGAAGUUCAUCCUCCUCCUCAUCCUCAGUGCCUUCAUUACCUUGUGCUUCGGAGCAUUUUUCUUCCUUCCAGACAAUUCCAAACACAAGCGCUUUGACUUUGGUUUGGAGGACGUGUUGAUACCGCACAUCGAGUCAGAGAAGGAGGCAAGGCACAGCAGCAGACAGGUCAUACAUGGCGUGGGAGGUCAUGACGAGCAUCGGCACAGAGAAGAAGAGGAGAGCCUUCGUGACAAGAUCCGGGCAGAUCAUGAGCGGGCACUGCAGGAAGCCAAGGAAAAGCUCCGCAAAUCCAAAGAGGAGCUGAAGGCAGAGAUCCAGACAGAGAAGACCAAGGUAGCCGAGGACCUGAAGAAGAAAGAUGGACCCAAACCACUGCCUCCAGUACCUAUGCCCAAACUGGUAGGGGUCAAUAAUGGUGACCCAGGGGACCCUGACACCAAGGAAAAGAGGGACAAAAUCAGAGAGAUACAUCCAUUUGUAUAAAUACCCUGCAGGAUGAAAUCCAGCAUCCCAACAUCUCUCAGCGGACUGCUCACGGCGGGGCCAUGUGCUGCUUGCUUUGGCGCCUUAACCAGCUUUUACUCUCUUGAUGUGUGUGUGUCCUGCUUUCAUUUAAAUGCACUUUGUUACCUUGAUACACAUUAUUACUCCAGCUUCCUAAACCCACCUUUUCCAUAGCCUUCAGUUUGCAUCAUUGGCCAUUUUCUCUGCUUUCUCAGAGUGUGAGUGAGUAGCACACUGGCUGCUGAUGACACUUCUCGCAAAAAAAAAAA